Guillardia theta CCMP2712 is the source of this 749-nucleotide messenger RNA. RefSeq lists its product as hypothetical. The record is from RefSeq and is a predicted model, not a curated record. The transcript is spliced from 7 exons. Lineage: Eukaryota; Cryptophyceae; Pyrenomonadales; Geminigeraceae. The coding region runs from base 40 to 459 and encodes 139 amino acids.
GCCGUGCAUCGUCAUCUCCCUCCUCUCGGAUUCUGAAUUAUGGGUUGCUGCUCAUCCCGCGCUCCUGGCCAACACGAAUGGCAGGCCAAUGUUCCUGGCUCCUACAAGCAAAAUCCUGUGCCCGUUGUAAACCGUAAACAAGAAGUUCCUCCCGACUUCUUUCAAAAGUGCUUUAUGAAGGGAUACCUCAAAACGUUGCCAAAGAAGCAAAAAAUCUGGUGCAUGAUUCACGAAAACAACUUUUACUUCAUGGACAACCAAGAUGACACGGAACCUCGCAAGUUCUUCUGCUUCGAUGGAUGCCUGGUAAAUCUCAAGGGAAAGGAGCUUGAAAUCCAGACUGCUGAGCUCAUGGGUGGAUCGGUUCCACGUGCCACUUACAAGUUUGUCGCCGAUGAUGAGGAAAAAGCACUGGAAUGGUACGAGGCAGCCCUCAAGGCAUCUAGCCGACGCAAUUAAAUCUGUCACGGAGGGAAUCGUUAUGGCAUGAAUGGAGAUUGGAAAGGACUGCCAGAUCUCAAUGUGUCUGGUGGAAGGCGCUGAUAGUGAAAUUGACGAGUUGCAAUGAGCAUCUUGGAAAGUCUCCAUGAGUUUUGGCGUUGAAACGAGGUGAAGUUUUGCUACAUGUCACCUGUUUUGUAUAGUGCUAUGUUGUAUGCAUCAUUGAUGAAGGUGGAGAUACGAUCAUUUACACUGCGGCAUGCAAAAGAGAUUUCAAAUUCUUAGAAAUAAAAUUAUAGUUCAUCGCA